Messenger RNA from Archocentrus centrarchus (flier cichlid), 4868 nucleotides. It is a transcript of the gene usp8, whose product is annotated as ubiquitin specific peptidase 8. Gene Ontology annotation, biological process: protein deubiquitination. The record is from RefSeq and is a predicted model, not a curated record. The transcript is spliced from 19 exons. Bases 205 to 3447 code for a protein of 1080 amino acids. NCBI's taxonomy places the organism in Eukaryota, Metazoa, Chordata, Actinopteri, Cichliformes, Cichlidae. Gene Ontology annotation, molecular function: cysteine-type deubiquitinase activity.
AAGAAAAGGAGGCGGAGGAGGAGGGGCGGAAAAAAAAGAAGGAAGCGGAACAAGAAAUCAGGAAUCAGCUGUCAAAAAGUGGCUAAACUGUAAGCAACUGUUAAGCAACGGAUCAGAAGAAGACAUUUUUCCAGACAUGUCAAGAGCUUGUGUACAUUGACCCUGUUGCCUGCUAGUGAGCUUUGAUUGAACACAUCCGCCAAAAUGCCUGCAGUAUCCACCGGGGUUAAAGAGCUGUAUUUGUCCACCUCUCUGGGUGACCUCAAUAAAAAAGCUGAAAUUAAGCCAGACAAGACGAGCACUAGAAGCUAUGUGCAGAGUGCCUGUAAAAUCUUCAAAGCAGCAGAGGAGUGCCGUCUGGACAGAGAUGAGGAGAAAGCUUAUGUGCUGUACAUGAAGUAUUUGACAGUAUAUGACAUAAUCAAGAAGAGACCUGACUUCAAACAGCAACCGGAGUAUUUCCUGACUAUGCUUGGCCCAAACAGCUUUAAGAAAGCCAUUGAAGAAGCUGAAAAGCUCUCUGAAAGUCUUAAACUCAGGUAUGAAGAGGUUGAGGUGAGAAAAAAACUUGAGGAGAAGGAGAGACAAGAAGAAAAGAAGAGGAGGGAGGAAAUGACAGAGAAAGAUGGUGAUCGGGGCUCUCCAAAACCAUCAUCCGCAAACAAGAAGGACAGCAAAAAGGUGAAAGGAGAGCAGAAUGAACUGAAGAAUGUAACCUCAAAAGCUGCGCUGCCUACUGGUGGGAUCACGGCUGAGAAACUUUUCAACAUGAUGAAGGACCAGACCAUCACAAUAAUUGUCAUGGAUGCUCGCAGCCACCAAGAUUUUGAGGAAUCUCACAUUCAGGUCCCAGCUCAAACCUGUAUCAGCGUGCCUGAGGAGGCCAUUAGCCCAGGAAUCACUGUGAAUCAGAUUGAAGCAAAGCUGCCAGAAGCAUCCAAAGAGCAUUGGAGACGGCGGGGAUUCGUGGAUUAUAUUGUCCUCUUGGACUGGUUCAGUUCCGUCACUGACCUUAAACUAGGCACCACCUUGCAGAGCCUCAAAGAUGCUCUUUUUAAGUGGGACAGCAUCACCAUCCUGCGUAGCGAGCCGCUGGUGCUGGAGGGUGGCUAUGAGAACUGGCUGUUGUUUUACCCCAUGUAUACCACCAAUGCUAAAGUUCGACCACCUAGACAAAACGUUACCAACACCCUCCCUCAGUUGAACUUUAGCUACCCAUCCCUUGAGGAGCCAAAACCUCCAACUCCACCUCAACCGGAGCCUGAGGUUUCACUCGAGCCUCAGGAACCAUCAGCUCCUGUGCUAGUGAAUGGGGUCAUACCAGCAGAACCCCCAGCAUCUAAAACUUCAAUAAUCACUGAUAGGUUGCCAGACAGUGUUGAUUCCCCUGUCACAGGCUCCACAAAUUCUGGGCAGGACUAUGAUAAGAAGGCCCCUACUGCAAGCACAUCCAGCCAGGCUCCUGCAACAACCAAGGCAAUCCCACAGUUUGACCGUACCAAGAAACCUGAACCUAAGCCGAGCCAAAACGGGUCAGCAAAGGACUCCACCCAGAAUGGCCCGUCUGUCCCUGACCGCUCAGCCAAACCAUCCUUUGUCCCCAACACCUCUCUGUCUAAAGAAGAACAAAGUCAGAUACACUCUGAAGCAGUGGCAUUGAUGGAGAAGGCAAAGCAAGAGCAGGAGAAGCGCAUGCAGCAGCGUCGUUUAGAGGAGGAGAAACAGGAGAAGGAGUUGAAAGAGAGGCUAGAAAGGGAGGAAAGUGAGAAGAGGAGGAAAGAAGAGGAGGAGAGAAGACACCAGGAGAAGAGGAAACUGGAAAGGCAGAAGGCAGAAGAUGAGGAAAACAAAGAGAACAAGGCAUGGGACGAGAAGGAGAGAAGAGGAAAAGAGCAGAACUCUGACACACCCUCCAAGAGUAUGUCUUUGGAUUCCCCGGUUCCCAACCAUAUUGUUAGUGAAAUUAAGAGGGAGCCUCUGACCAGAGCAAGGAGUGAGGAGAUGGGCAGGAGUGUGCCAGGUCUUCCUGAUGGUUGGAUGAAGUUCCUUGACACAGUGACGGGGACCUACCGAUACUACCAUUCACCAACUAAUCGUGUGCACUUGUACCCUCCUGAAGUCACCGUUCCCCAGACCCCACCAUCCACACCACCAACAGUCAAACAGAAGCCACCACAACCAGCUGAGCCAGACACCAACCGUGAACGAGAGCGGGAGCAGUCGAAACUGAAGCGCUCCUACUCUUCCCCUGACAUCAGUCAGGACCUGAGAGAGGAGGCUCAGAAGAAGGCCACUGCCCCAACCACUGCUGCUAUGACACCCACCAUCAACAGAGAAACCAAACCUGCACCUGCUAAAGCCUAUUCUAAAGUGGAGAUUGUGCGUCCGUCGGCAGCCAAAAUUCGCAACCUGAAUCCCACAUUUGGCGGUUUGGGCGCAUCUCUGACUGGUCUUCGUAACCUCGGCAACACGUGUUAUAUGAACUCAAUCUUACAGUGUCUUUGCAACACUCCUGCCUUGGCUGAUUACUUCAACAACAAUUACUACCUAGAGGAUAUUAACAGGUACAACAUUCUUGGCCACAAAGGGGAGGUGGCCGAGGAGUUUGGUGUGAUCAUGAAGGCCUUGUGGGGUGGUUUGUACAAGUGCAUCAGUCCACGAGACUUCAAGAUCACCAUAGGCAAGAUCAAUGAGCAGUUUGCUGGUUAUGACCAGCAAGACUCCCAGGAGCUGCUGCUGUUCCUCAUGGAUGGGCUUCAUGAGGACCUCAAUAAGGCGGACAACAGGAAGCGGUACAAGGAAGAGGAAAAUGACCAUCUGGAUGAUCAGACAGCUGCUGACCUGGCCUGGAGCAAACACAAGCUUCUGAACGAGUCCAUCAUUGUAGCGCUGUUCCAGGGUCAGUUCAAGUCCACUGUGCAGUGUCUGACUUGCCAUCGCAAGUCACGGACAUUUGAGACCUUCAUGUACCUGUCGCUGCCUCUGGCCUCCACCAGCAAGUGCUCCCUACAGGAUUGUCUGAAGCUGUUCUCCAAGGAAGAGAAGCUGACUGACAACAACAAGGUGUUCUGCAGACACUGCAAAACCCACAGAGACUCCACCAAAAAACUGGAGAUCUGGAAGGUCCCACCCAUUCUCCUGGUGCACUUAAAACGGUUCUCCUAUGAGGGUAGAUGGAAGCAAAAGCUGCAGACAUCUGUAGACUUCCCUUUAGAUACUCUGGACCUGGCCCAGUACGUCAUCGGACCCAAACAGAGCCUGAAGAGAUACAACCUUUAUGGAGUGUCUAACCACUAUGGAGGUUUAGAUGGUGGCCAUUACACAGCCUACUGUAAGAAUGUCCUCAAACAGCGCUGGUACAAGUUCGAUGACCACGAGGUGACUGAAAUGUCCACCUCCUCUGUCAAGUCCUCUGCAGCCUACAUCCUGUUUUACUCCACCCUGUGAUGGUGCUGUAUGGCAUGAAGAAGGUGCACUACACCAAAGCAGCAAUGCUUUUUCUUUUUAGAAUCACAGCUCUGAGGACCUGGUGCACGCAGCUGCGGGUUAACUCGGGCGAGUGGCCGCGAGAUUCUGUCUGUCCCAGAAAGGACAUCGGUGCAGGCACACUGUGCAACGCUUCAGCUACUAGAGGACCCUAUAGUGGUUAAAACAUGCCAUCUGUUCACAUUACUGAUCAUCUAGAGACUAAACGGAUGCUCCUUUAAAUCUGACUUCUAUACAUAGUUGUGUUGUAGGGCUGACAGCUGGUUCAGAUGCUCUUCGCUCUCAUUUCUUUGGCACUCGGUGUGGAUGGCAGUAUCGCAGACCUGAUUUCCAGCUUUCUUGUACUGUGCAUACACAGGAUUAACAGUUAGGUGGCAUGUACAUACCUACCAACGCUGAUGUUGCACAUUAAUAAUGUAAAUACUUAAGGGCAAGGUAUUUAUCUGUUAAGUGACCAAAUUAUUAUUUUUUUCUUGAAAGUAGCAGCCAUCAUAAUAUCACCAUAUUCAUAAAGGCAAACCGUGUGUUUUAGGGGUUUAUCUGUAUAGCCUUCUGCUGUUUAUUAAAUGGGGGGAUUAAAGAGACUGUGACUGACUUAUAAUUUUUUUUUUUUUUUUUUAAUUCUUCCUGAGGAAAGAAGGGAGUUCAGAUUGUUUGUUCAUAUUAGCCACAUUCUUGCACUUAUCCAAUAUGCAAUCACUUUAGGUUUUUAUGUAGAACCUAUUUGUUUAACAGCUGACAUUUAGUGCUCAAUUCAGAACGCUUUAAACUGACGCUGAGAUCUUGUCACAUCUUGCUCGGUUCAGCUAAUAAAAGGAAACCCUGCCUACUUGUGUAAAGUUUAUUGUCAGUUAAACAUACUUACUCUUUACAUUAUUAUAAUCAAACACUACUUAGAGGCAGAUUUACCAGGAUGGUUUGAUAAUCCUGUUUGAUUCAUACCAGUGGUCUUUGGUUUUUAUUUGUGGGAGGGUUGGUUAGAUUUUUUUUUUUUUUUUUUUAUUCCUUUCAUGUUUUGUUUAGUAUUGAGCUGGAAAUUUGAAAAAAUGAGAAACUGAUCUUUGUCACGUAUAUGAGUGUGUUGGUGUCAACAUAUGCUGCCUGACUGACUGACUGGCUGACUGUGAAAGGCAAGCACAACGCAAGCUGAAUAUUAUUUUUUCAGAAUGGACCAGAGAUCUUAAGGGGCCGGAUUAGACUCUGAACUUCCUGACUGUUUUUAUUGCCUCGCAUGAGAUCAUAAUCUGUUUUCAUUUCACUUGUACAUGUUUUUGUUUUGUUUUUUUCCUUCCUCAAUGCUCUGAAAAAAGUGUUUCAGAUAUAACGAUUAUAUUAAUCUCAAACAACUCAUAUGGCUAUUUAUUAAAACUGCUUCAAAUCAG